Molecule: messenger RNA, 855 nt
Organism: Gymnodraco acuticeps
Lineage: Eukaryota; Metazoa; Chordata; Actinopteri; Perciformes; Bathydraconidae
Product: immediate early response 3-interacting protein 1
Exons: 3
Coding region: 67-315 (82 amino acids)
Biological process (GO): endoplasmic reticulum to Golgi vesicle-mediated transport
Cellular component (GO): COPII-coated ER to Golgi transport vesicle; Golgi membrane; endoplasmic reticulum membrane
Source: RefSeq, a predicted model, not a curated record
CAGCCACCGUAGGCUACGUCAGAUGUAAAUACUGUUAGCAUAUAGCUAGCUUCCUGUGAAGACAACAUGGCCUUUACUUUAUAUUCUCUCAUCCAAGCAGCCAUUUUGUGCGUCAAUGCUGUCGCUGUGUUGCACGAAGAAAGAUUUCUGAGUAAAAUUGGAUGGGGAGUAGACACGAGUGUUGGAGGUUUUGGGGAUGAACCGGGGGUCAAAGUGCAGCUGAUGACCCUCGUCCGCUCCGUGAGGACCGUGAUGAGAGUGCCGUUGAUUGCGGUGAAUGCAGUCUGCAUAGUGCUGCUGCUUCUGUUCGGAUGAGGAGGAGGAGGAGGAGACAACCUUCAUCACCUCAGGAAGCCUUCUGCAGAAUCAUCUGACUCACAAAAUGACUCCUGUCAGCCACAAUAUGAAUGUUAUCACGUAAUAUCAAUACAUUGGAUAUUAUUUAAUGCCAGUUUUGAACAGCACAAUAUUUACAAAUCAUUAUCCGGUUCAUUGCCGAGUAGAUUUUCGAAUUUUCGGUGCAUUGACAAGAAACAUUAAUAUAUGAAAUGAACAAUAUUACAAUAAAAAAUAACUGUAAAAAAGGAAGAUCUCAGCAGAAAUGGGCAUAAUGAAUUUACAGUCAAUUUCCAUCUACUUUCUAAUAGUGCAAUAACAUGCUGAAUAAGUAACACAUCAUUUUCCUAGGAUUUAAAUAUUAUAUGAACAACUUUUAUUCAAUUCACUGGGUGCCGAAUGUAAAAUGUUUAUGAAGAAUUAUACACUGAAUACAUGUAAUUUAACUUCUGUAGUGUAUACAUGAUGUGAUCGUUAAAAUGCUCUAAAAGAAAGAGUUUUUAAAGACUUUCACUAAAA